AUGAUUAGAUAUCAUCAAAAACAACAUCAUCAUUUAAUUGAUAAUAAUAUUAAUGGUGAUUGUAUUAAUGAAAAAAUUCCAAAGAUAAAAUUUUCUUCAUUAAAAAAAUCGGCUAAAACAAAUGAAAAUAAGAUCGAAAUUGUUGUGAAUAACGACAAUAUAAUCAUUCCAACAACAAAAAAAGUCAUCGAAACGAUCGAUAAUAAUAAUAUUAUUAGUAGUAGCCAUACGAUAACGAAUAAUAAUAAUAAUAAUAAUAAUAAGAUAUUGAUCGAUAAAAAUCAUCAUCAUCAUCAUCGUCAACAACAGAAGGAAAAAAUCGAAAAACAACAAAAAAUAAUAAUAGAAAACGGUGGUGUCGAAGAAAGCUUACAAAAAGAAAAAAUAGUGUCCGUUAAUAAUAAGCACAUCGUUACUGCUUCUUCUUCGGCUGUUGCUGUUGAAAAUCAUCAUCAUAGUGGCCAUAAAACAACUACUAUACUAACUUCAUCUGUAGCUAAGAAACGAAAAAAAGAAAUUUCAACAACAUCAACAUCUUGUUUAUCGUGGUCGUCGUCGGCAGCCAGUAUUGCUGCUGGUCAGCAAUCAGACAUCGAUAAUAAAAAUAUUAUUGUUGUUGAUGAUCCUGAAGCUAAAAACAUUGUCGAAACAAAUUUUGACAACAGUGUUUCAUCAAAGAUAACAUCGUCGGUGUCUGGUAAAAAAAGUUUAAAAAGUAAUUUUAAAAAUAUUGGACGAGACAACGACAUAAUUAAUAUGAAAGAUAAUAAUACUAAAAUGGACAUUAUGGAAAAUGUUGAUUUGAUUGCUAACAACUCUACUUAUGAUUGCCAACAACAAAUGCCGAAUGGUGAUCGAGAUACUGCCGAUUUCAAUAUGACAGCUAGUAUGGAUGAUUCAAUGGUGGAUGAAUUGACCAAAAAUAUGGCCAAUAUAGGUAAUGAACAAAUCUCAUCGGAUGGUGGAAAUAAUGAACGUUCAGUUACACCAAGCCCAGCAAAUGUACAAGGCCUUCCAUAUAAAGAACUUUGUGAACAAUUACGUCAUCAAUUAGAAUAUUAUUUUUCAUAUAAAAAUCUAUCAAAAGAUCAAUAUCUAGUUUCACAAAUGGAUGAUGAACAAUAUGUUGCCAUUUCGAUUGUGGCCAAUUUUGAUAAGAUACGUCGCCUGACAAAUGAUUUAGAUUUGGUUGUUCAAGUAUUACGAGACAGUACUGAAGUUACUGUCGAUGAAACCGGUACAAAAGUGAAACCAAAUUCAAAACGACGUGUAGUCAUAUUACGUGAUGUACCCGUUGAGAUUACACGAGAUACAAUAAUAAAAAUUUUCGAAGAAUCUAAAUGUCCAGUCAAAUUGGAAAAAUGUGAAUCAACACAUAAUCAAUCCUAUUAUCUCUACUUCCAUGGUGAUGAAGAUGCUCAAAAAGCAAUGACUUACUUACGUGAUGAUUUGGUAUACUAUCCAACGACACAGAUACCUAUUUUAGCUCGUAUUAAAGCCAAACCAACUGUUCGUCAUCAUACGAAUCAAACAAACACGAAUCCAGUAUUGGGACCUAAUGGUAAACCAAAUACUGUAGUCCUUGGUGCUCCAAUGCCAGUACCGCCACACAAUGUGAUAAGUCCAAUAGGAAUUGUGACUGCUCCUAGUCCCGUUGGUUCUACCAUAUCCAGUCAUUCGGCUGCCGUUUCACCCGUAUCUAGUAUGUCUGGAUCAUUCAUUAAUGCAAGUAACCAACAACCAAAUCAUUCGACAACUACUGUCUUAUUGCCAACAAGUGCUACUAUUCCUGGUGGACCACCAGGAACUGCCGAAUCGACAUUGAAUGCAAUACCAUAUCCGAAUGCCGCCAAUGUUUAUCCUUACAAUGUGCCUCCUUUAACUAGAGUUUAUCCACCAACACCAUUCUAUGCACCAAUAAUGACAUCUAUAUCGAAUGCAUAUGAUCUUAGUACAGUGUUUGUUGCCAAUGGUCUGGCACCACAUUAUACACCGAAUAGUAAUGUAGGAAUGACUGGAUCUACAACAGGACAUUCAGGUGGUCCCACACCUCCUCCCGGUAGUGUUUGCAUUCCGCAAGCAAUUUUUAUUCCAACAACCACAAAUUGUCAAAUUGUAAAUGGAAACCAUGUUAUUGGAGCUUCUAAUAAUGGUGUUGGUUCUGCCCCACCUGGUGUUAUUUCGGCUAAUGGCAAUUCAGAAUUCAAUACUGUACAAAUGGUGGCACCAAUGUUGAAUCCAUCUAAUGGCGGAGGAAAUCAUCGAUAUAGUUUUGGUUAUGCGACACCAUCGUCAAAUGUUGGCCAGCCAUAUGCCCAUCAUAAUUCAUCGUAUCAAUCUUCGUACAUGAAAUCUCAUGGAUCACAAUCACAUCAUCGAGGUGGUGGCGGUGGAUAUGGUGCUAACAAUGGAGCAAACAUGUCUGGAAAUGGUAAACCUUACCGUGGAGGUAAUGGAUAUAAUUCCAACAAAUACAAUAAUUCUGGUGGUGGUGGUGGCUCAUCAUAUGGUCAACAUCAUCACAAUUCCUCUAAUUCUCAUCAUGGAGGCAAUUAUGGUGGCCAUCAUGGAUCAAAUCAAAGUCAUUAUCAUCAACAACAGCAGCAACCGCUACCAUCAUCAUCAGCAAUGACGUCUGCUGUUGGGCAAAGUUCAUCUGGCAAUAACGGUAGUAACAAUAAUAAUACUACAACUCCCACCCAAUCAUCAUCGAGUCAGACACAUCCGAUGGCCGGAAAUUCAAUCGAUACGACGAUCAACAACAAAAUUUCAUCAUCCACAUCUUUAUCAAACAAAUCUUCAGCUGCCAAUCAUCAUCAAUCAUCUAAGUCAAAUCCUUCAACAUCGUCUUCGUCGUCGUCAACUUAUCCCAAUAAUAACAAUAAGGUGGUGCAAUCUUCUAGUAAUCAUAAUCAUUCGAAUGCUGCUAGUUCUGAAAACAAUAGCAACAACAACAACAACAAUUUUACCUCGAAUUUAGUGCCACAUUCUUCAUCAUCAUCCAACUGGAACAAUAAAUCCAAUGUUGAUAAAUCUUCGAUGAAAGAAGAACAACAAACAACAACACGAAAUACACAGGCGACAAUUCCAAAUUCUUCAAACCGUUCGGUUAAUCAACAAACUGUGAUCAAUAAUAAUAAUUCGGGUCAAUGCCCAACGAAUACUUCAAAUCGUAACAUGUCGUCAUCAUCAUCUUCGUCGUCUUCGUCAAACACCAAACAAACAUACAAUUCUGGAAUGCCUCAACAAACAUCAAACACAACAAGAGCUAAUUCAUCCAAUCAGAGUUCUCCUUAUCGUUCGAAUUCUAAUUCUUCGAAAUCUAGUGAUCGUAAUAGUGGUGGCUCAAAUAUUAAUGAUUCGACCAACAAUCGGCCUGAAAAAUCAUCUCGAUAUCCACGUAAUAGCUCAUCUGCUGGUAAUUCCGGAAAAUCUUCCUAUAAUAAUAAUAAUAAUCGAGGUAGUGGUGGUUCUGGAAGCUCAAAUCGAAAUGGUUCCGGUCAUGGCCAUCAUCAACAUAAUCAUCAUCAUCAUCAACAACAACCAAAUUCAACAGUAGCCACCGAACAAUCAUUUGAUCUGUUGGCCAAUGCAUUUCCUCCAUUACCUGGUAUCAUAUCAGAUGAUCAACAAACAAAUAUGUCUACCACUGUUCAAACAUCAGAUUCGAUGAGCAAAGAUUCGUCUGAUGUAAAUAGAACAACACCGAAUGUGCCUAAUACAUCCAUUUCCUCUUCAUCGGAACAUCAUUCAAAAUCAACAAAGCAUCAUGAUAGUAUGGCUGAUGUAGUCAAAGGCCAAUCGGGUGAUAAUGUAUACAUAAUUGGUGAUCAUAAUCAAUCUUGUCCUCCUCUCUCAUCAUCAUCAUCUUCAUCUAUUUCCCAUGAACAUAAUGGUGCAACAACAUUCUCAUCAUCAUCAUCAUCAUCGACGACUACGACGACAAUUUCAGCUGCAACAACAACAAACAAUCGAUCCAAUACAAAUACAAAUACUGCUACUAGUCAUAAUAAUCGUAAACAACAACAGACUUCAUUUAGCAAUAUUACUAAUGGUGAAUCAAAAACGAUAAAUGGCAAUAUCGUUACAAUGAACAAAGGACAAGGAAAAUCUUCAUUAACGACAACUAUCAGUAAUGAUAUUAAUUUAUCUGUCAAAGAUUCUGAUUCAUGUCAUGGAUCUUUUGAACAACCUGUGUCCAGCGCAACAACAAAUAUCAAGUCAUCAUUAGUAAAUAAUCCGAAUAAGAAAACAGUACAACUACAAAAUAGUAUCGAAUCGAUUAAUAGUAACAAUAGUUCUUUAGAUAAUGGAACGAAUGGAUAUAUGGAUUGUGAACAUUCCCAAUCAGCAUUGAGUAAAUUAACUUAUUCACAAAUAGCUAAACGUGGUAAAAUGGAGACUACCGCCGAUACGGCUUCUACAAUGAACAACAAUUCCAACACUAUUUUUAUAGAUACUAUGAAUGAUUCGAAUAAUAAUAAUUCUCCAUUAUGUAACGUUAGCGGUGGCAAUGUGCCAUCAUCAGCAUCAUCAUCAUCGUCGUCGUCAUCAUUGAUUGCUACGAAUAAUAUACCUCGUUCGGCUACUACUAAUUCAUCAGCUUCCACAAACGCUUUGUCCCAUACAUUGGUGAAAUGAAACAAAACAAGCAUUUUGGCUUUAAUAUAUCUUUAUAUACAUGUCAUCAUCAUUGGUUGUGGAAUCUGUUUAUCCAGAUAACUUACAUACAAAUACAAAUACGCCUACUCCACAUAACGUCAGAAACGCCUUUCGAAAUUACUCAAUAUUGUCUUCGAAUCGAAUUGAAAAAAAACUAUAUUUUUUAUUCCAGUUUCUAAGAAUGUAUAGUAAACAAACAAAAUUUU
This is a messenger RNA of Dermatophagoides pteronyssinus (European house dust mite), 4868 nucleotides long. It is a transcript of the gene Larp4B, whose product is annotated as La-related protein 4B. Gene Ontology annotation, biological process: positive regulation of translation. Gene Ontology annotation, cellular component: cytosol; cytoplasmic stress granule. Gene Ontology annotation, molecular function: mRNA 3'-UTR binding. The record is from RefSeq and is a predicted model, not a curated record. Lineage: Eukaryota; Metazoa; Arthropoda; Arachnida; Sarcoptiformes; Pyroglyphidae.